Molecule: messenger RNA, 1420 nt
Organism: Myotis brandtii (Brandt's bat)
Lineage: Eukaryota; Metazoa; Chordata; Mammalia; Chiroptera; Vespertilionidae
Gene: NHERF4
Product: PDZ domain containing 3
Exons: 7
Coding region: 1-666 (221 amino acids)
Biological process (GO): protein localization to plasma membrane
Cellular component (GO): apical plasma membrane
Molecular function (GO): signaling receptor binding; protein-membrane adaptor activity
Source: RefSeq, a predicted model, not a curated record
AUGUCCUUCUGUCCCGGCCCCGCUGCCCAACACCCAGCUGGGUACAAGUCCACCUAUGUCUGGCUCUGCCCGGAGCGGCCCCGCUUCUGCCUGCUGAGCAAGGAGGAGGGCGGGAGCUUCGGCUUCCACCUGCAGCAGGAGCUGGGCGGGGCCCGCCACGUGGUGUGCAGGGUGGAGCCUGGCACCUCCGCCCAGCGGCAGGAGGGCUGGGCCCUGCCCACCAGGCCCCGCUGUCUGCACCUGGAGAAAGGGCCCCAGGGCUUCGGGUUCUUGCUCCGGGAGGAGAAGGGCCUUGGUGGUCGCCUCGGGCAGUUCCUGUGGGAGGUGGACCCAGGGCUGCCGGCCGACAAGGCUGGGAUGCAGGCUGGGGACCGGCUGGUGGCCGUGGCCGGGGAGAGCUGCUGCUUGUACCCCGGGCCUGGCGGCGGCUAUGGCUUCCGCCUCAGCUACGUGGCCAGCGGGCCUCGCCUCUCCAUCUCCCAGGUGACUCCAGGGGGCUCGGCUGCCCGGGCGGGGCUGCAGCAGGGCGAUGAGAUUCUGGAGGUGAACGGGCGCCCUGUGGACGGAGAGGACGACGUGGACAGGCUCCACCAGCUGGCCGAGGCCGAGCCACCGCUGUGCCUGAAGCUGGGGGCCAGGUCUCCGCGGGGCUGGAGUGGGCUGUAGCCUCGGAUCUGCCGGAGCGCUCCCCUCCUCGGCCCAGGCCAGGCCAGCAGCUUCCCUGCCUUCCGGCUCCAGCGGGGCGGGCGGGAACUGGAGCUCUGGACGCUGGAAAGUCACAGGCUGCCCAGCCUCCCUGCCUUCCAGCCCACCUCCCAGAGGAGGGUGUGGUCAGGGGCCUCCGGUGGCCCACCCCACUGCUCCCCUCGGACUCCAGAGGAAGCCAUGCGGGAACUGUGGACGCAGUGCCCCAGGAUGAAGUUCUGCCUGCGAUGAGUGGUGUGAUUUUGCGAUUUGUAAAACAAAAUACAUAUUUGGUCUUCAGACGCAUUCCUGGCACAGAGCUCCUACAACCCUUGGAAUUUCCUCGGCAAUUAGAGCAACCAAGGGGUCUUUUGUGAUUCAUAAAGUGCUUCUUGCAACCUAAUUUUGUUAAUGAGGUGACUUUUGGAAGCCUCUAAGGAUGGGGAGGGAAUGGUUGCCAGGGGAACCAAUGGGGUUGAAACUUUCUGCCCUACCCCCCUCCUCACCCUCCCUCCUGGGCUCUUGGGAGGGGAGAGGGGCUGGAGCGUUAAUGAACCCCCAGUGAUGUCAUCAGUCAUGCUGCUAUGAAGGCCCAAAACACGUGGAGGUGCCGGGAGGGGAGGGGGCGUCCAUGGCCAGGGCAGGCACUCUCGUGCUCACGCCCGCUCCAGGCGUCUCUACCUUCCGGCUGUUUCUGAAUUGUACCCUGUAUAAUAAACUGGCAAUCGAGUAAGUA